GAGUGCUUCAGUGACAUGUGCUUGCUUUUGGGAAAAUCAGAACUCUUCAGAUUAGUCCUAGGAAUAAUUACCAUGUUCAUUUUAUGUUUACCUGAAUUUUUCAAAAUCCAUGAAGUUAACACUGUGAUUGUGUCAUGCGUGGACACCUGCUCAUCAAAUAACACCACUUUUCCACUUUGUACAUUUAACAAUUCUUGCAAACCAUCAAUGGAACAAAGAAGAGAAAACAAGACUAUUUUACUGAAGGCCAUUGUAAAUCAUUCAGAUUUCCAAAAUAUUCCGUGUAUUUGCCAGUCUUCCAGGAUGGAACAGUCCCAUACUAAACACAGAGAGUGUGAAUCCAAGGGAGACGUGAAUGUUGAUCAUCAAGGAUCAGGGUUAGGAGCUGAAAAAAUUCCAAAAGCAAAAGGCUCGCUUGAAGUGAAAACAGAAGAUGCUAUUUAUUUGUAUAAAUAUUUUAAUUUCACUAUGGUUUCUGAGAAAGAAGUAGAGCAUAACGGUUACUACCUGCUGGAAAUCCACAUUAACAAUUCUACAGUCGGAGGAGGAAAUGCAGCCGAAGAAUAUCUAAAUCAUUCAUGUCUGGUGGCAAUGAUGGAAGACCAAAAUGACUGUAUAAAUAUUUCAAUGCAACUGAAGACGUACGUGGAAUAUCCAAUGUGUAUGACGAAGAUCAUUUGGCUCACCAUGAUUGUAGUAGUUCUUGUGUUUACUGUUUCAAUUGUCAUCUACAAAAUAGUCCAAGAAAAUGAACAAAACUAUUGUAAACACAGAGUAACAGCAUCAGUUUCUACUAUUCUAAGAAGAAAUGGUUCCAGACAUGCAAGAAGAACCAUAUCUGCUACUAGAAUUCAUCCUUUUUCUGUGAAACCCAGCAAACAACAAAUUCCACUGACUGCACAGACCACAAAGGUACUGUCCAUAAUUCCUGAAAGAGAGCACUGUCAUGUGGCUGUGACUGUAGAAGCUUCAGAUAUCGUCAUGUGAAGCAUCAUUACUCUGCGAUGAAAGAAGACACAUCAUACACGCACCACAGAGG
Messenger RNA from Melopsittacus undulatus (budgerigar), 1039 nucleotides. RefSeq names its product transmembrane protein 156 (gene TMEM156). The record is from RefSeq and is a predicted model, not a curated record. The coding region runs from base 16 to 987 and encodes 323 amino acids. The transcript is spliced from 8 exons. NCBI's taxonomy places the organism in Eukaryota, Metazoa, Chordata, Aves, Psittaciformes, Psittaculidae.